Messenger RNA from Trypanosoma rangeli, 2040 nucleotides. RefSeq names its product putative proteasome regulatory non-ATPase subunit. NCBI's taxonomy places the organism in Eukaryota, Euglenozoa, Kinetoplastea, Trypanosomatida, Trypanosomatidae. The transcript has a single exon. Gene Ontology annotation, biological process: autophagy of mitochondrion; protein localization to phagophore assembly site. The record is from RefSeq and is a predicted model, not a curated record. Gene Ontology annotation, cellular component: autophagosome; phagophore assembly site. The coding region runs from base 1 to 2040 and encodes 679 amino acids.
AUGGGUUUCAUUCGUGUACCUAGCUUCUCGCUGCGGUAUCAGGGAAGCGGCCGAAUUGAGGAUAUUCACCUCUUCAUGACAUGUCUGUAUCAACUCUGGUACCACAGAGGGCCAUGGAACUGCUGUUUGGCCUCCUUAGUGGACUUCCUCAAUAGUCUUGUUUUGUUUUGUGUGGUUUUUUUUCUCGCACUAAUGUUUGAUUGGCCUACUGCGCUUAACUGCGAUGAGGUGAGCUGCGGUCACGUGACGCUAGUGCACGGCGUGCGGCGGCCGACGAUUUUUGGUACGAAUCACAUGGUGCUGGCAUUAAUCUUGCUACUGUCUUCAUCUGUGGCUGCUGUCUACGAAUUAUUAAGGUUUGUGGAGACGUGUAGGCUUCAGAGCGAGCUCUACGGCAUGCUACGUGGCCUUGUUGACUGCGGCUACAUCACACCCGUGCAUCGUCUGCUGCAUAGGUGGCGAAGCAUGUGUGCACGCGUCGAGGGACACGAAGAAAUUGGCCUCACUGGUGGCCUUCAAUUUGUAGGAGACCUGAGCUGGGGAAGCUUUUUGGAUCUCGUUUGUGAGCGGAUACAAAAAGAUCGCGACUUUGGUAUUGUGGCACACAAGGAGUUUGACAGUCUUCGUGCAGUUCAGGCGCUGAUGGUGUAUGACAACUAUUUUAUAGCGCUUCAUGAGCACGGCGUCCUUGAGAAGGGCACAUUAAAGUAUGUGGAUAAUGAUCUUCUCAAGAUUAUUAUUUGUGGAAUGUUUGAUGAAUUCAACACACUUAAGGAUGAGAAAAAUCAGGUAUCACUGGUUCGGUGGCAAGUUAUUAAGUGUCUUGUCUGUUACGUUUUACUGUAUCCUUUUGUGGUGACGCUUUCGCUGCUGCGUGUACUUAUCAAAAAUGCUGCCAUCAUGCGUUCGGAUUGGGGGAAUUACAUGGAAAUGGAUUGGAGUAAUCACGCACAGUGGAACUUUCGCCUGUACAACGAGGUUCCACAUUUUCUAUCGGCUCGAUUAUCAGCGGGGAGAAAGAUAGCGGUGGGUAUGGUCUUACAGCUACAGCCAUAUACUAAUGUUGGGCGCUUCAUCCGUAGAAUGGCCUCGAUGGUUGUCUUUGUCACGUUGUUAAUAUCAUUCAUGAAUGCACCCCUCUUCAUUUCAGGUACUAUUGGGGGAAUCUCAUUUGUUUGGUGGCUUUCCAUUGCGCUCGUGCUCUUUACUGUCUUCACGGAUAAAAUUCCUGUGCAGCGGGAGUAUAACUACACGGUGGAUCUAAGCCAGCUCAUUGUAAAUUUACACUACUGGGAGGAUGAGUGGAUGCGGUCUGGGGAACGAUUUUACACGGCGCUAACGCGGACUUUUCUGAAAAGCCGGGCUACUGUGAUUCUUGCAGAUUUGGCGCACACCUUAUUUAUGCCGGUUAUUCUCCUUGGCGUGUUAUUUGAUGGAAGCAUCGUGGAACUCGUAAAUGGGGUUUUCAACGAGACUGUGACUGUGGACGGCCUGGGUUCAGUGUCAAGAGGAUCUGCUUUUGGACUGUUGUGUGCCGGCAGCAGCGACGAUGCUGCACUAGAGUCCUGCCUCGAUGAAAAGGGUGCCAAGUCCAUUGCAAGUUUUUCCGCCAUUUACGCAGGCUGGUCGGCAAAACGGAUGCAGGCGGCAGAGGAAGUGUGUAAAACGACGGAGUCGGGCUUGCAUUCCACCGCAGCUCUGAACCGUUUGGUGAAAAACUUGCAUGAGCAGAUGAAUGUGCAGAAUCAUCCUGAUCAAAUAAGGGGCUCUGCUUGUUUUUCCUCUGCUUUUCGUUCGGCCCCUGCAAAUGAGGGAUUUCUUCAAUCAACGUUGUGGGGGCAAAGUAACGCCCACGAGAGGGAGAAAAUGUUUGUCUCACAGGUUAUGGGUAAAGUGCUUUCCGAGUUCCCGUGCUCGGACCAGCUACUGUCCGGACUUUCCUCGCACGGGGUGGUCAGAGAAGGUGUGUUAGGUGAGUCCGGUCCGUUUCAAACGGUGAAAACAUUUUACGGAUCGUCUUAUCAUAGUUCGGACCCCUAG